CGAGUCGUUCAUCUACGGAAUACGUAUUCAUCUCCCUCUCUAGUUACCUUUCACAAAGAAGACAGAAAAAGAGAAUUCUGGGGUAAGAACAACUCUUCCCUCCCUUUCCAUUUCCCACAAUUUCCUACCCGGAAGACUGUCAGCUUGGAGCAAGUUUCAGGCACAAUCACUAUCCCAUAGCUAGCAAUUAUUUGGCCUUCUGCCCCACCAGGCGUUUAAGCCCCUCUUUUGCCCCUUGCGUCUCCAACCUUUAGCCCCGCCAUCAUUCUUUAUCAUUAUUGACAGACAGCCCGGCGCGAAUUCCAGCUUCCCCCCCCCUCGAAACUAAUUCAGACAUACAGAUCCUCGACCAGCAGAGAACCUCCCCUGAUUUCUUCUGUAGACCAAAUUACUAAGAAGAGAAACCAAAACUAGAAAUUCUGACCGCCACUGCACUCUUUUCCUUCUUGCCAUUUGCGAUAGCCCCCCUCCCUCCACCUGUCAACAUGUCCGACCACCAGUACAAAUUCGACGUCACCAUGAGCUGCGGCGGUUGCUCCGGAGCCGUGGAACGAGUCCUCAAGAAGCUUGAGGGGGUCAAGUCCUUCGAUGUGAGCCUGGAAUCGCAAACCGCAACGGUUGUGACCGACGCCUCCGUGUCAUAUGAGACUGUAUUGGCGACGAUCAAGAAGACUGGAAAGACAGUUACCGGGGGGAAUGCGGAUGGGCAGCCCCAGGGUGUUUGAA
Molecule: messenger RNA, 726 nt
Organism: Aspergillus uvarum CBS 121591
Lineage: Eukaryota; Fungi; Ascomycota; Eurotiomycetes; Eurotiales; Aspergillaceae
Product: copper metallochaperone ATX1
Exons: 2
Coding region: 486-725 (79 amino acids)
Biological process (GO): copper ion transport
Cellular component (GO): cytosol
Molecular function (GO): copper chaperone activity; metal ion binding
Source: RefSeq, a predicted model, not a curated record